UUCCGCUUUCACCAUAUCUUUGCCCUACGAGUAUCAAUAAGAGAGCCCAACUUUCCCAACCCUGGCGGCAUCCGUUCUUGUACCCAUUAUCUCCCGCCCACAGCUCGCAUGACCAUCUCUUCCGUCGCCUUCGGUCCCGCGAGCCCGGCCCUUGGCCGGCGCUGCCCCCCUUGCAGCGUUGGCGGACGGACCUGGAGGCCCCUCGGUGCUUCCUCGUUUUGCAUUUCGCGUGGUCUGGAGUGGCCCCGGAGGGCCGCCGCCAGGGUCGUGGCGCCGGCCGCCUCCCUCUCGGCCGUGGAGGAGAUCGACCAGGUCGACAGGAUCGCGUCUCUGAGCCAGGUCGCCUCUGUGCUCGGUACGCAGUGGGGCGACGAGGGCAAGGGGAAGCUCGUCGAUGUUCUUGCUAAGAACUUCGAUGUCGUCGCUCGAUGUCAGGGUGGUGCAAAUGCUGGACAUACCAUUUACAAUGCUGAGGGCAAAAAAUUUGCACUUCAUCUUGUUCCUUCAGGAAUCCUUAAUGAGGAAACUCUAUGUGUAAUUGGUAAUGGGGUGGUAGUGCAUCUUCCUGGGCUAUUUCAAGAAAUUGAUGGUUUGGAAUCUAAUGGAAUCUCUUGCAAGGGAAGAAUAUUGGUGUCAGAUCGUGCCCAUUUGUUGUUUGAUUUUCAUCAAGUUGUAGAUGGACUUAGAGAAGCAGAGCUUGCUAAUUCGUUUAUUGGAACAACAAAGCGAGGAAUUGGUCCUUGCUAUUCAAGCAAGGUUAUCCGAAAUGGAGUAAGAGUUUGUGACCUCAAACAUAUGGAUACUUUUGCUCAGAAGCUUGAUACUUUAUUGAGGGAUGCUGCUUCUCGGUUUGAAGGAUUUAAGUACAGUGUUAACAUGUUUAACGAGGAAGUUGAGAGGUACAAGAGAUUUGCGGAGAGAUUGGAACCAUUUAUUGCUGAUACCGUACAUGUCCUGAAUGAGUCUAUCUUGCAAAAGAAGAAAAUAUUAGUUGAAGGUGGUCAAGCAACUAUGUUGGAUAUUGAUUUUGGGACUUACCCAUUUGUGACGUCCUCAAAUCCCUCAGCUGGUGGAAUAUGCACAGGACUUGGAAUAGCUCCGAGAUGCUUGGAUGACAUAAUUGGUGUUGUGAAAGCUUACACAACCAGAGUUGGUUCUGGUCCUUUUCCAACUGAAAUUUUAGGUAAAGAUGGUGACCUUCUUAGGGUCACUGGGAUGGAGUUCGGAACAACUACUGGUCGCCCUCGCCGCUGUGGCUGGCUUGAUAUAGUUGCACUAAAGUAUUGCUGCCAGCUAAAUGGUUUUUCGUCUCUUAAUCUCACCAAGCUUGAUGUGCUAUCUGAGCUUUCAGAAAUCAAGCUUGGUGUUUCGUAUAUGCAAAAUGGUGGUGAAAAGGUCUCCUCAUUCCCUGCAGAUCUUCGCCUUCUGGAGCAAAUACAGGUUGAAUAUGAAGUGUUACCUGGGUGGCAAAGUGAUAUUUCAUCCAUUCGGAACUACAACGACCUUCCCAAAUCUGCUCAGCGGUAUGUUGAGAGGAUAGAAGAGCUUGUUGGUGUCCCCAUUCACUACAUUGGUGUCGGACCAGGACGUGAUGCCAUUAUUUUCAAAUAAUUUUCAUUCUCUGUACUUUCAUCUUUGGAGGCAAUUUUAUGUGCUUCUAAAGCACAACAAAUCAUGCUUUAGGAUGUCCAUUGAUCAACCUGUUAUUUUCAUGAGCAUGCUGAAGAUAUCAAUCAAUUGAAAUUCAAGUUCUGAAACAAAACGGGUAAUUUGAUCCAUCAAUAGGUGUGAUGGGCAUUUUGUCUGUGUGAUUCUAUCUGCCACAAAUUUGGGCAUGUAUAAUGUGCUAGUUAUUGUAAAUCUCAUCUUAUAAGAUGCUGAUGAGAACCUAAUAAUGUAGCAGGAUGGUCCAAAAUCCUUCCACCAAGUUUCUGCUUCUUCCACUUUGUA
Musa acuminata AAA Group (dessert banana) is the source of this 1950-nucleotide messenger RNA. RefSeq names its product adenylosuccinate synthetase, chloroplastic. Gene Ontology annotation, molecular function: GTP binding; adenylosuccinate synthase activity. Gene Ontology annotation, cellular component: cytoplasm. Gene Ontology annotation, biological process: 'de novo' AMP biosynthetic process; IMP metabolic process. The coding region runs from base 109 to 1611 and encodes 500 amino acids. The transcript is spliced from 4 exons. Lineage: Eukaryota; Viridiplantae; Streptophyta; Magnoliopsida; Zingiberales; Musaceae. The record is from RefSeq and is a predicted model, not a curated record.